UUUAUUACUAUCCUACCCCCUUCCCGCUGUAACUAUUUUUCCUUCCCGAAAUUUCCUUCCGUGCCCUCUGCGCAUAGACAACAGGCAGCGGAGCUGAAUCAAUCUAUAUGUGCGAAGCUUUAGGACGCAGUGGUUGCUCAAUUCAUCAAGAACACUUUUCCUUCACUGAAAUUUUCAUAGACAACAAGUGAUUUGGUUGCUGCAACUGGGACUUGGGAACUUGUGGUGACCAAGAAAAAAAUACCUUCUGUUGAUUACAGCACCGAUGAAUACAACGUCGUUCUUAGACAAGCAGAUAAUGGAUCUCUCGCAAGGAUCAUCGCAGCAGAAUGACUUCAUCGGCCUGAUGAACCAUCCCCAAGAGGUGGAACAGCAGGUGGGCUACGGUAAUGGGCUUUCCAAGAAGGACAAGAUCUUAUCCAACUAUUUCCAGUCCAUUAGUCCCAACAUCGGAUCUUCUUUCCAGUCCCCAAAUAUUGAUGCCAAACAUAAUCUUGGAGGUGGAGGAGAAGGAUCCACUAGGGCAUGGAACUCCUCCGAGUCAAAGUCCAACACUACGUCUCCUACCAGAAAUUAUGGUUCUCUGGAUUCCAUUAAACCAUCAGAAUUUAUUUUAGAGAAGGACCGAAAUGUUCCUGAUGCUACAAUUGUGUCAGAGAUUGACCGCACCAUGAAGAAGCAUGUCGAUAGUUUACUCCAUGUGUUGGAAGGUGUUAGUGAGAAACUAACACAACUAGAGAGCAGAACCCGCCACCUUGAAAAUUCUGUAGAUGAUUUGAAGAUAUCUGUGGGAAACAAUCAUGGGAACACUGAUGGAAAGAUGAGACAGUUGGAGAAUGUUCUUAGAGAUGUGCAAACAGGUAUUCAGGUAUUGAAGGAUAAACAAGCAAUAGUAGAGGCCCAGCUCCAGCUUGGGAAGACACAGGUAUCAAAUUCCAAGGUAGACACUCAAUCGCAAGUUUCUGGGCAGACAGUAGCUUCUGAAUCUACGCAAGCUCACCAACAGUCUCCUCACCCUGUGAAUCUUCCAUCUUCACUUCCUGCUGUCUCUCCACCAAAUGCUCCUCCGCAACCUAUGUUCCAAAGUGUACUACCUUCAGUUCCGCCUCCAAAUCAGUUUUCUCAGAACCAGAUGCCUCCUGUCCCUCAGCGAGACCCUUAUUUUCCAGCACCUGAUCAAACUCAAGAAGCCCCAAAUCAGCAAUACCAGUUACCUCCAAGUCAGCAGUCACUCCCCCCUCCUACAGCAGCACCACAUCGACAAUUUCAACCUACCACUCAACCACAGCAUUCUCAGCCACCACCUCAGCUGCCUCAACAGCACCCUUCACUUGCACCUGUUAAUCCCUCUCAACUCCGGCCUACAUUAGGCCACCAUGCGGAAGAGACACCUUAUGUUCCUUCCCUAAGCUACCCACCCAAUCUUCCCCAGCCACCUUAUCAGACACCCAGUGGGCUCCCUCCCUCCCAACAGUAUUAUGGUCCAGGUUCCCACGCCUAUGAACCACCAUCUAGCAAAUCCAGUACAGGAUUUUCUUCUGGGUAUGGUCCUCCAUCUGCGCUAGGUGAGACAUAUCAUUACGGUGGAUCACUUCAAGAUGGCGGUUCCUCAAUGAAACCACGAAUGCCUUCUUCUGCCACAGCUCACAGUGGAGGAAUUGGUUACCCACAGCUCCCAGUUGCUCGAGUAUUGCCUCAUGCAUCGCCUGCAUCGCCUACCUCUUCUAGGGUGGGCGGUUCUUCAGGUUCAGCUGGGACUGGAAACAAGGUUCCCAUUGAUGAUGUGGACGACGAUGAUGAUUUUGAUUGGGAAGCAGCUGCUAGAGCAAUCGACGUUGUUUAUCAGACCCAGGCCUCAAAGCCCUCUACUUCACUCCCAGACCAAUCUUCCCAUUUUGCCCCUCCUCCCAAUAACCCCCCAAUACAAAAUUCAGUCGCCUCAAUCUCUGAGAACAUGAAGAAGCCUGGUUCUUCACGGCAGACCACCCUCGACCAGUUUAUUGGGAGGGCUUGCCCCAGGCCUCAGCCGGAGAGUCGAGAUGUGGAAGAACACAACCGGGAUUGUAAUGAGGGUGAUGGCAGAGUGUCCUCUGUUCAAAUUGAUACCGAGGCAGCUAAAACUUGGAUGUACCCAGUUAAUUUUCCUCGGCGUGACUAUCAAUUUUCUAUUACCAAGAUGGCACUAUUUUCAAAUACAUUGGUGGUAGUGCCGACUGGACUUGGGAAAACACUUAUUGCCGCAGUAGUUAUGUAUAACUAUUUCAGAUGGUUCCCUGAUGGAAAAAUAGUCUUUGCUGCUCCUUCUCGACCUCUUGUUGUGCAACAGAUACAAGCAUGCCAUAAUAUUGUAGGAAUAUCACAAGAAUGGACAAUUGACAUGACAGGUCAGAUAAGUCCUACAAAAAGAGCAUCCUUGUGGAAAACUAAACGAGUUUUCUUUGUUACUCCCCAAGUGCUGGAGAAGGACAUUCAGUCUGGCACAUGCUCAAUCGAAUACUUGGUAUGUUUGGUGGUUGAUGAAGCUCACAGAGCAUUGGGAAACUAUUCUUACAGUGUUGCAGUUCGCGAGUUAAUGGCUGCACAAGUGCAACUGAGAAUUUUAGCUCUGAGUGCAACACCGGGAUCAAAGCAGCAGGCUGUCCAGCAAGUUAUUGAUAACUUAUAUAUAUCAACACUUGAAUAUCGCAAUGAAGAUGAUGCUGAUGUCAAAAAAUAUGUUCACAACAGGGAGGUAGAGUUGAUUCAGGUCGCAAUGGGUCAAGAAGCUGUUGAGAUAGACAAUAAGCUCGUGGAAGCAAUGCGACCAUUUGCAACCAGGCUUUGUGCAAUUGGAGUUCUCCCAACUAGAGAUGUUCAGACUUUGAGCCCAUGUUAUUUACUUGAUUCAAGGGAGAAAUUUCGUCAAGCACCUCCAGACCUCCCCCAAAUUAAGUCUGGAGACAUUGAAGGUUAUUUUGGAGCACUCCUUACGCUUUACCACAUUCGUAAGCUAAUAUCAAGCCAUGGAAUAAGGCCAGCAUAUGAAAUGCUUGAAGAAAAAUUAAAACAAGGGUCAUUUGCAAGGUAUAUGUGUAGAAAUGAAGAUAUUUCUAAAGCAAAGCUCAUAAUGCAGCAAACUUUGUCUCAUGGUGCUCCGAGUCCCAAAUUGUCCAAAAUGUUAGAAGUGCUGCUUGAUCAUUUCAAAACAAAUGAUCCACAGAAAUCAAGGGUUAUCAUUUUCUCAAAUUUUAGGGGCAGUGUCAGGGACAUAAUGGAUGCGUUAGCAAACAUCGGCAAUUUUGUUAGAGCUACAGAGUUUAUUGGUCAAAGUUCAGGGAAAGCAUUAAAAGGCCAGUCACAAAAAGUUCAACAAGCUGUUUUGGAGAAAUUUCGUGCUGGUGGAUACAAUGUCAUUGUUGCCACAUCAAUUGGCGAAGAGGGCCUGGAUAUCAUGGAAGUUGAUCUAGUUAUAUGCUUUGAUGCUAAUGUAUCACCAUUGAGAAUGAUUCAGCGCAUGGGGAGAACUGGAAGGAAGCAUGAUGGAAGAGUCGUACUAGUUUUAGCCUGUGAAGGGUCAGAGUUGAAGGGUUACAAGCGUAAGCAAGGAAACAGUAAGAAUAUGAUGAAACACAUGCGAAAUGGGGGGAGAAAUAGCUUCAAUUUCCAUUCUAGUCCGAGGAUGAUCCCUCACAUUUUCAAACCGGAGGUCCGGUUUGUUGAGUUUUCAAUUGAACAAUUCAUUCAUCGUGGAAAGAAAGUGAUAGAUGAUAACACUAUUCAGACACCUGUUAUUGCAGACAAAUUAACUGUUGCUGAGACUACAUUAAUUGCCAAGUAUUUUGACCCCCAUGAAAUUACAUGGAAACCAUCUCUUAUUGCCUUUCCUCACUUCCAAACAUAUCCUUCAAGAGUGUAUAAAGUAAUGCAUUCGCAUAGGACGACAAUGUUAAUUGAUAUGAUGCAAUGUUUGCAAGGACUAACCUUUUCUAGGGACAGCAAUAUUUCCCUUCUUGAGGAUGAAAUAUGUUUAAAGAAGUGCUUGGGAGUUGACACUGCUGAACAACAUGACAAUAAUGGAGAAGAUUUUCUGAAUCCUGAUGAUUCUGAAGUAUCACCUACUAGAACAUUGGAAACUGAGGAGAAGCAUAACGAACUUAAUUUCCCUGGUGAAAAUCCUUAUGAGCACUCUUACCUCUUUGGUUCAGAUGUUGUAACUGUUGAUGCCUCCGGAAAUGUCCUAGUCAUGGUUGUCCCUGUGUUUCCUUGGAAAGACUUAUCGCAUUCCAUGUCAACAAGUGCAAGCAUUAUUAAGUUGGAUAACUUGAAGCAAAAUUCUUGCCAUGCAAGGACUUCAGAUGAAGACCACACAGAACUAACUACUGAAGCUGGUCCCAGUGGAGAUCUGAAAUCGACUCAGAUAACAUGCAUGAAGAAUGAGAUUUCACUUAAGUCUCGAUGUUGUGAUUCUGAAACCUGGAUGGAGAAAUCAGUCGGCAGGGUUGAAAAAAUUCCUCAAACUCCAAUUUUGAAGGGAAAUUUGUCAAAUCAAGGAGCUAGUGUCUCUGAGUCACCUGAUGUUCUGGAAAGCAAGGCAUCAUUAUUUCUGGCUGAUGAAGACAAUAAUUUUUUCAGAGAUGGUGAGCUCAGUCCACGGCUUACUAAUUUAAUCAAAAGUGGAGUUGUCCCAGAGUCUCCUAUCCACAAUAGUGGACUAUCAAAUAACACAGAUGAGUAUCUAGAACCUGACCCUGUUUCACCUGCCCAAUUACAUACUGGAAUACUAUUGAAGUGUUCAAGUCCUGGGAAAAGUGAAAAAGUCAAUAUGAGAGGCAAUGCCUGUGGAAGAAAUGUCUCUGUUUCUCCUGUUGAUAAUGAAAUUCAAACUCCCUUGCAUAACAAGGGUGAAACUGCAAGCAUAAGAGGAUGUACCUCCACAUCACCAAUUAUUGAUAGAGCCCAAACUGUUUUAGCAGACCUUACAAACAAUAGCUGUGGCAAAGAUUGGCAUUUAAGUUCUGGAGGCAAGUUGGAAAGUGUAAAACAGGCACGCAAGUUUAAAAGGUUACGCAAAGUUGGGGAUCAUUGGAAAAGUAGGGGAGAAAGCAUGACAAAAAAUGUUGGGUCAACAGAAAACCCUGCCAGAUCUUUUUCUAGAGCUGGUCCUCUCCGUACUAAGCACGACAGAGGUAAAAAGAAGUCAGUUGAUGAUGUAAGGGUCUUCAUUGAGGAGGAAGCUGAGGUAUCUUCAGAAGCUGAUAUUUCUGAUGAUGAGGAAGAUGAGCGAGACAACUACUCAAAUGAUAGUUUCAUAGAUGACAGGAUAAAUCCUACGGUUGCCGGUACUCAGUUUGCAAGCGGUGGAAUUGACAUGAUGGCAAUAUACAGGCGUUCAUUGCUCACCCAAUCACCCCUGGAGAGGCAGCCAAGCAGUUCUGCCACAUAUUCACCUGAUUCUGUGGCACCAACAAUGAGGACAACUGAAACUGGAAGUUCUUGUGGGAAACCAUUCUUCUCUCUCCAAACUCCUCAAAGCGAUUGUACAAAUCAGGCAAACAGGAUGGAUUCGAAGUCCUUCCAAAUGAACUGUAACGCUGAAGGCACACCUUGUACAACUGGUGUUUCCCCGGGAUAUGAGAUUGAAAGCCGAAAAAGAAAAUUGAGUUCUCAUCAUUCAAGAUCUGUUCCUGCAGUCAACUUGGAGCGAGAGUUCUCACUCCAGGCAGAGGCUGCAGGCAGAGACUUGCAGCACAAUGAUGCAAAUGGGGACGUGCUUUAUGAUGAUCUAUUUUUUGAGGGCCUUGAUCUUGACGCAGUGGAAGCGCAAGCUACAUUGCUUCUUAAACAGAAAUCAGAACUGCCAAGGCAGAAGCAGCAGAUGGUUCCCAAUAUACACCCACAAAAUCCUAGCCUACAACAUUCUCCGACAUUUGAUCUUGGAAUAUAA
Messenger RNA from Prunus mume (Japanese apricot), 5923 nucleotides. The record is from RefSeq and is a predicted model, not a curated record. NCBI's taxonomy places the organism in Eukaryota, Viridiplantae, Streptophyta, Magnoliopsida, Rosales, Rosaceae.